AUGGGAUUGACCUUUGAUUCUCUUGGAGAAGCUUACGACUACUACAAUCUGUAUUCGUGGGAGUGCGGCUUUGGAAUAAGGUAUGGGAAGAGUCGUACAAACGUCAAAGGAGCUAAAAGCAUGCAAGAGCUACUCUGCAACUGCGGGGAUGUUCUACAGGGCAAACCAAAGAAAGUGAACUCCAGUUCGUCAAGAACAGAGUGCCCAGCCAUGAUUAGAUUGCUUAGAACUGAAGACGACGGGUGGCACAUCGACAAAUACACCAGAGAGCUGGUAUCUCAGUUGCGUCAAAAUAACGUUAAUCUUAGCAAGGUUUACAGCAUAAUCGGCACAUUUUUCGGUCGUAUUGAGAACGUCCCUUUCACCAAGAGGUGCCUGCGGACGUUGUGUGCAAAAUUGAGCAGAGACCAGGCAGAUGAAGAUGUUAAGAAAACCAUGGAUUAUUUCGCAGAACUGAAGCAGCCUGACCCUGAAUUCACUUACACGGUGCGUCUAGACAGUGAAAGUAGAGUUCGGACACUCAUAUGGACAACUGGGAAGAGCAAAUUGCAGUACCACUACUUCGGUGAUGUUGUUACAUUUGACACUAUCUACAGGACAAAUCUUUACGACAUGCCAUUCGGACUUUUUGUUGGAGUGAAUAACCAUUUCCAGAGUGUGAUAUACGCUGGUGUGCUUAUGCGUGAUGAGAAGGUUGAGAGCUUCAACUGGGUAUUUUCGGAGUUUGUCAAGCUGAUGGGAGGGAAGAAACCUAUUACAAUUCUAACUGAUCAAGCAAGAGCUAUGGAGGUCGCUAUAGAGGAGGUUUAUCCUCAAGCAACACACCGUCGGUGCAAGUGGCACGUCUUAAAGAAAGCAAAAGAGUCUCUAGGUACUUUGUACAACAAACGCAGUGAAUUCAGGGAAGAGUUUCACAAGCUAAUACAGGAUAUGCUCACGGUGGAAGAGUUUGAAAAACAAUGGAAAGAGUUGAUCGACAACCAUUCACUGCAGAAGAAUACAUUCCUCAUACAUACUUAUGAAAAGAGGCAGAUGUGGGCAAAACCUUAUUUUGCAGGGAAAUUCUGUGCCCGAAUGACUAGCACACAUCGUAGUGAAAAUGAAGAAAACAGGAAGAUGGGGUCAUGGAACAGAACGGGAUAG
Messenger RNA from Aegilops tauschii subsp. strangulata, 1143 nucleotides. NCBI's taxonomy places the organism in Eukaryota, Viridiplantae, Streptophyta, Magnoliopsida, Poales, Poaceae. The record is from RefSeq and is a predicted model, not a curated record.